AUGUUCAACGGGGAUGCCAGCUCCUCGGCGGCCAGGAAUGUCGUCCGCAGCUCCAGCAUCAGCGGCGAGAUGUACAACAUCGAGAAGAGCGCGCGGGGCAGCGCCGACUCCGUCAGCAUCACUGCCAGCAAGAAGAGGCGCUCCAGCCUGGGCGCUAAGAUGGUGGCCAUCGUGGGGCUGUCCCAGUGGACCAAGCAAAAAGUGCCGGAGCCAGAGGGUGGCCCCAAAAAGCUGCGCAGCAACAUCCGGCGGAGCACGGAGACGGGCAUCGCGGUGGAGAUGAGGACCAGGGUCACCCGGCAAGGCAGCCGGGAAUCCACCGACGGCAGCACCAACAGCAACAGCUCUGACGGCACGUUCAUCUUCCCCACGACCCGGCUGGGCGCCGAGAGCCAGUUCAGCGACUUCCUCGACGGGCUGGGGCCAGGCCAGCUGGUGGGGCGCCAGUCUCGUCCCUCCGCCCUAGGUGAUGUCCAUGUUGGCAUGGCCGACCGCAACGGGCAGCUGGAGGUGGAGGUGAUCCAGGCAAGGGGACUCAUCCCGAAGAUGGGCUCCAAGUCCAUCCCUGCCACCUACGUGAAAGUUUACCUGCUGGAGAACGGUGUCUGCCUGGCCAAGAAGAAGACCAAAGUGGUGAAGAAAACCUGCGACCCAUCCUACCAGCAGCCUCUGCUCUUUGAGGAGAGCCCCCAGGGCAAAGUCCUGCAGGUGAUCGUCUGGGGAGAUUACGGGCGCAUGGACCACAAGUGCUUCAUGGGGAUGGCCCAGAUUGUCUUGGAGGAGCUCGACCUCUCCAGCGUGGUUGCGGGCUGGUACAAACUCUUCCCCACCUCCUCGCUGGCCGACUCCAGCAUCGGACCUCUGACGCGCCGCCUCUCCCAGUCCUCCCUGGAGAGCUCCACCAGCCCCUCCUGCCCGUAG
Messenger RNA from Egretta garzetta (little egret), 921 nucleotides. RefSeq names its product regulating synaptic membrane exocytosis 3 (gene RIMS3). Gene Ontology annotation, cellular component: cytoskeleton of presynaptic active zone; presynaptic membrane. NCBI's taxonomy places the organism in Eukaryota, Metazoa, Chordata, Aves, Pelecaniformes, Ardeidae. Gene Ontology annotation, molecular function: small GTPase binding; transmembrane transporter binding. Bases 1 to 921 code for a protein of 306 amino acids. The record is from RefSeq and is a predicted model, not a curated record. Gene Ontology annotation, biological process: regulation of synaptic plasticity; calcium ion-regulated exocytosis of neurotransmitter; regulation of membrane potential. The transcript is spliced from 7 exons.